Molecule: messenger RNA, 604 nt
Organism: Scutellospora calospora
Lineage: Eukaryota; Fungi; Glomeromycota; Glomeromycetes; Diversisporales; Gigasporaceae
Source: the annotation of a GenBank genome assembly
AAUUAAAAGAACUUUUACAAAAUCAUCUUUAAAAAAUUAUGAUAUAGCUAAAAUUAGUAUUAUGAAUAAGUUAGCUGUAAUUAAAGAAUUGGAUGAAUUAAUUAAACACCUCCAACAACCAGCUAUUAAUCCUAAGCAAAUGAUUAAAACACCAGCAGGAGGCAACCAAAGAAAAAGAUGCCGAGCCAUUGUUCCCGGACUGAUACCUUGUGAAAAGACCCCUUUGCCAGGAAAAGGUUAUUGUGCCGAACACGAAAAAGAAUUUAAUAAUGAUUAUAAAGAUAUUGAGUUUGCUGCCUGUUUAAGACAAAAUAACUACAUUCCAGCAACUGCCUUUCAAGAAAAAAUUUUAGAUUUAAGUGAUUUUGUAAAUUUAAAGGAACUAAAUUGCUCUGAUAAUAAACUUAGUGGAUCCUUAAAAACUUUGCAAAACUUAACUAAAUUAAAAGUAUUGAAUAUUAAUGAUACUGAUAUAGAUAGUGGUUUAGAGUAUUUACCAGAGAGUGUGAAAUAUUUUUCUUGUUCGGCAUAUGGAAAAGAUGCUAAAUGUAAAAUAAUCUAUAAUUUAUUUGCUGAUAAACAAGGGAAAAUAGAAACAAAAUGA